Molecule: messenger RNA, 3572 nt
Organism: Mesocricetus auratus (golden hamster)
Lineage: Eukaryota; Metazoa; Chordata; Mammalia; Rodentia; Cricetidae
Gene: Ralbp1
Product: ralA binding protein 1
Exons: 10
Coding region: 187-2118 (643 amino acids)
Biological process (GO): small GTPase-mediated signal transduction; endocytosis; positive regulation of GTPase activity
Cellular component (GO): membrane
Molecular function (GO): small GTPase binding; GTPase activator activity
Source: RefSeq, a predicted model, not a curated record
AGGCUGGGGCGGGGUGGGGAUGGGGCGCCCGCGGCCGGCCGAGCGGGCAGCGCGGGAGGCGGCGGCGUGAGUGAGUGCGAGCAGGCGGCGGGAGCAGCGGCGGAGCCGACGGUCGCUCGGCGGCAGGCGCCGGUGUGAUGGGUAGGUAACAGAGAAGACGGCUUCCCUUUCUUGUCAGGCGUCAGCAUGACCGAGUGCUUCCUGCCCCCCACCAGCAGCCCCAGUGAACACCGCAGGGCAGAGCAUGGCAGCGGGCUGACCCGGACCCCCAGCUCUGAGGAGAUCAGCCCUACGAAAUUUCCUGGAUUGUACCGGACGGGUGAGCCCUCGCCUCCUCAUGACAUCCUCCACGAGCCUCCUGACAUAGUGUCGGAUGAUGAGAAAGAUCAUGGAAAGAAAAAGGGGAAAUUUAAGAAAAAGGAAAAAAGGACUGAAGGCUAUGCUGCCUUCCAGGAAGAUAGCUCUGGAGAUGAAGCCGAAAGUCCAUCCAAGAUGAAGAGAUCCAAGGGAAUCCAUGUGUUCAAGAAACCCAGCUUCUCUAAAAAGAAGGAGAAGGAUUUUAAAAUCAAAGAAAAGCCCAAAGAAGAAAAGCACAAGGAGGACAAGCAUAAGGAGAAGAAAUCUAAAGACUUGACAGCGGCUGACGUAGUUAAACAGUGGAAGGAGAAGAAGAAAAAGAAGAAGCCCAUUCAGGAGCCCGAGGCGCCUCAGGUCGAUGUCCCGAGCCUCAGACCCGUUUUUGGCGUCCCGCUGGCCGACGCGGUAGAGAGGACCAUGAUGUACGAUGGCGUCCGGUUGCCCGCUGUCUUCCGCGAGUGCAUAGACUACAUGGAGAGGCACGGCAUGAAGUGUGAGGGCGUCUACAGAGUGUCAGGAAUCAAGUCAAAGGUAGACGAGCUGAAAGCAGCCUAUGACCGGGAGGAGUCUCCCAACUUGGAAGAGUAUGAACCCAACACUGUAGCCAGUCUGCUGAAGCAGUAUCUGCGAGACCUCCCAGAGAACUUGCUAACCAAAGAGCUUAUGCCGCGCUUUGAAGAGGCCUGUGGGAGGGCCACGGAGACGGAGAAAGUGCAGGAAUUCCAGCGCUUGCUCAAGGAGCUGCCCGAGUGCAACCAGCUUCUGCUUUCCUGGCUCAUUGUGCACAUGGACCAUGUGAUUGCCAGGGAGCUGGAGACAAAGAUGAACAUCCAGAACAUCUCCAUUGUGCUCAGCCCAACCGUGCAGAUCAGCAACCGUGUCCUGUAUGUGCUCUUCACACAUGUGCAAGAGCUCUUUGGCACUGUGGUUCUAAAGCAAGUGACAAGACCUCUGCGUUGGUCCAACAUGGCGACGAUGCCCACACUGCCAGAGACCCAGGCAGGCAUCAAGGAAGAGAUCAGGAGACAGGAGUUUCUUUUGAAUUGUUUACAUCGAGAUCUGCAGGGAGGGAUAAAGGACUUAUCUAAAGAAGAAAGACUAUGGGAAGUGCAAAGGAUUCUAACUGCUCUCAAGAGGAAGCUGAGGGAAGCUAAAAGACAAGAGUGUGAGACCAAGAUUGCACAGGAGAUAGCCAGCCUUUCAAAAGAGGAUGUUUCCAAAGAAGAAAUGAAUGAAAACGAGGAAGUUAUAAACAUCCUGCUUGCCCAGGAGAAUGAGAUCCUGACUGAGCAGGAGGAGCUCCUGGCCAUGGAGCAGUUUCUGCGGCGUCAGAUCGCCUCGGAGAAGGAGGAGAUUGAACGCCUCCGUGCUGAGAUCGCGGAGAUACAGAGUCGCCAGCAGCAUGGCCGGAGUGAGACCGAGGAGUACUCCUCUGAGAGCGAGAGCGAGAGCGAGGAUGAGGAGGAGCUACAGAUCAUUCUGGAAGACUUGCAGAGGCAGAAUGAAGAGCUGGAAAUAAAGAACAACCACCUGAACCAGGCAGUGCACGAGGAGCGGGAGGCCAUCAUCGAGCUGCGCGUGCAGCUCCGCCUGCUCCAGAUGCAGAGAGCCAAAUCUGAGCAGCAGCCCCAGGAGGACGAGGAGCCCGAGAGGCGAGGGGGCACAGGCCCGCUGCCCUGUGACGGUGUCCUCGACGUCAAAGCAGCUAAGGAGCAGGUGAAGCCCUCCCCCAGCAAAGACCGGAAGGAGACGCCCAUCUGAACUGCCUGCGGUCCGUGCACCUCACUGUAACGUUCAGCCGACUGCUGCUGCCCACGCUGCCGAGGCUCUCCCAUCUCCUCUUGCACACGUCCGCCUCCUCGGCAGGCUCAGGUCCUGGGAGGGUGAAGCCGUGCUCACACCGGGGCUUACGGGGAACACACGCGUUUCCAGAUAGUGUCAGCUUAUUGGAGAAUUCAUUUUCUUUGUUAAAAGUAACUAUUUUAACCCUUGAGUGGCUUCUUUUUAAACCAAAAAUCGUCUUUCUUUGCUUUUUUUUUAAAUCACAGCAGAAUCAGGAUGUCUUGUGGAAGGGUAGGAACCAAACCAGGCCACCUCUGCACCUGCCUUGUGGACACUCGUGGUCUCGCCAGCCCAAGGGGCUCUGGCCACUGUGCUCGUGCCUUCCACGCCCUUUGGUGCAGAUUGCUCAGUGGGAGCUGCCUCAGGCUCUGACAGGGCUCCUCCACCCGCCCUGACACUUGGCUUCACGGUCAGUGCGAGCCAUCAGGAUGGCCUAGUUUGGUUGUGGACAGAGGCUACCUGUGCAGCCUGUCACCAGACUCGGCAGUGCGGGCCCAGUCACUCACUGCCACGGGUCAGCAAAGGCCUUUUAACUGAGGUGGUCAGAGGUGGCCACCUUGACCCUGAGGCACUAACACAAAGGAUGCUCAAACCAGGAACCUUUUCCACAACUGAACUUCCAGGAAAACUCCAUGGUCUCAGUUGUUUGCUUGGGCUAGGGUGUGCACACCUCCGCCAGGAUAAGCCAUGUAGAUGCUCUCCCUGCUCAUCUCCAGCAGCUGCCGAAGGGCUCCCUCUGACAAAACUGCGCAGCCGGAAAGUGACAGCUGCAGCCCAUCCCGCCUGGUUUUGCUCCUAGAUCAGGUGACUGCUCCAAGGUGACAGGGAGGCCUGGCUCUGAGGCAGCUGGCCAGAUUGGGUUGUGCUGUCUGAUGAGUGGCCCGGGGAAGGCCCCUGUGGCUCUGAAGACAAACCCCACAACCUGAAGUGAGAGGGCUCUAGUCUCUCCCCCUUCUAGUUAGUAUUUAUUUCAGCACCUGUCUGAUGCGAUUCUUUUUCUUUUAGCCUCUUCCUAUUGCACUGAUGUGACUUGUUGGCCAUUAUUUGAUUUUUGUACGGAAAAAAAGCUUUGUUAUAGAAAUCAGCAUACUAUUUUUUUAAAUCUGGAGAGAAGAUAUUAUGGUGACUGGAAAUACGGUCAAGUGUCAAAUAUAAACGUAUAAACGCCUUGCUGUGUCCUGCCAGACAUACUACAUUCAUUUUAUAUUUGCUGGCAAUAUUGAAGACUUCUUUUUGUUUGUGUAAACUCUAAUUUCUAUCAAGGUAUCAUGGGUUUUUAAAAUUAGUAUUUCAUUACAAAUGUCUCAAUGUUGGUUAACUAACUUUUGCCAGGAUUGUUACUGAUCAAGGAAAUAAAUUCAACAGCCAUUUGA